Molecule: messenger RNA, 2425 nt
Organism: Marchantia polymorpha subsp. ruderalis
Lineage: Eukaryota; Viridiplantae; Streptophyta; Marchantiopsida; Marchantiales; Marchantiaceae
Source: the annotation of a GenBank genome assembly
AAAGACCAUCAGCGUCCGUCUGACCAUGACUGACCUGCCUCGCCCUGAGCAGAGCUGACCGGCCACUGUGGCACAGCAACAUCAUUGAAUGCUACGUUGCAUACUCUCUCGAUGGGGCAUCAUAAUUUCCGUGCCUGUGCAUGGCUGCCAAUGCUGCCAAUGCUGCUGGAGUGCUGAGUCGGACGAUGCUGCUGCAAGAAUAUGUACGAACGCUAGCUCGACCUUCUAAUUCCAUAACAUCAGAGUUUGUCUCGACCGCAGUCAUAACUUCCGUCGCACUUUGAAGCCAAAAGGCGACCAAAUAAGAGGACUGAAUUCCGGAGGUCCAUCCUGUCUCAUCGAGUACUCACAACACGAGCUGCACAACUCGAUGCUUAUAUUAUGAUGCUGCAGCAACUCGUCGGUUGCUCGCACCCCAAGUUUGUUGGGGCCUUUUCUCGGUGCCUCCUGGUGCUCGCGCUCCCACCGCAGUGCUGCUCGAUGCGGUGAAACAUUGCGCGGGACUGAGAACAGAAGGGAAGAGCAGCAGACUAGAGAACGGAAAGGAAGCGACGAGCAAGAGCGAGACGGGAGGCAGGGAUCAACCUCGGGUCCAGGCAUUAAGCGAUCGAGGACUCUGUCACAGAACGCGCCAGCUGAUCAUCUCGUGGAGAAGAGAGGUGAGGAGAGGAGCAGAGAGCAGCAAGGAGGUCGGUGGCCUCCCUAAGCUGACCGGUCGAACAUGCGACACUCCUGCACAUCAGCAGCUCGAGUACAGGAGCUGACAGUGUAGGUGCAGACGGAUAAGAGGCUGCUCGACCAGUCAGAAGUUUCACCGCCACUUCCAAUUCACGAUGUACUUCGCGUGCAGAGCUGCCAGGCUCAUGGGACUUGCCACAAUUGUCUUGGCACUGCUACUGCUUCUGCCCGAGAGCUGGACAAGGGGAGCAGCAGCUCAACCCACAGGAGGCUUGCGGGAAGGAUUCUACAGCCAGAGCUGUCCUCAGGCAGAGUUCAUCGCCCGUCAGACUUUGCAGGCCAAUCUGUUUCUCGAUCUCACCGCUCCAGCUGCACUCCUCCGGCUCGUUUUCCACGAUUGCCAAGUCCAGGGAUGUGAUGGUUCGGUUCUUCUUCAAUCAGACUUCUCCGGAUCCAUCAAGUCAGAGUUGUUGUCCGACAGGAGCUUCGGGAUUCGUCGCUUGGACUUCAUUGACAGGAUCAAAGGCUCUCUGGAGGUGGCAUGCCCCAACACCGUUUCUUGCGCGGACAUUAUUGUUAUGGCAGGCAGAGAUGCUGUGGCUCUGUCUGGAGGGCCCUUCAUGCAAGUCCUACUCGGCAGGAGAGACGGAUUCACCGCCAACAACUUUCGAGCUGAUUCAGAACUACCAGCUGCUACUAUCAACGUGGACGGGCUAAUCAAUGUCUUCGGGCCCAAAGGACUGACCCUCGAGGAGAGUGUUGCACUCAUAGGAGGUGGUCAUACUCUGGGUGUAGGACACUGCGUUAGCUUCAUCGAGCGGUUGUAUCCGCAAGUCGAUCCGGCCAUCAAUCCAUUCAUGGCUGGUACCUUGAGGCUCCUGUGUCCAAAUCCCACCUUCUUCAACAACAUAACCUUCUCGGCCAAUGAUCUCACGAAUGUCCUGUUCGACAAUCAGUACUUCAGAGAUUUGACCAUAGGCCGAGGUCUUCUGACGAUCGACAAUGAAAUAUCCAGAGAUCCGAGGACGUCAGGGAUGGUGAGGUAUUUUGCCAGCAAUCAAGGUUACUUCUUCCAACAGUUUUCCUCCGCGUACAGGAAGCUCACCCAACAUCAGGUGCUGACAGAUGGCGCAGGGGAAAUCAGAAGAAACUGCCACUUUGUGAACGCAAUCCCUCAACAACCUCCUCCAUUCCCGUUCCAAGCUCCUCCAUUCCCGUUCAAGCCUCCUACAUUCCCGUUCCAUCCCAGCGAUACGACUCCUGCGUCAAACUUCAACACAGACCCAACGAUACCAACUGACCCAGCUACUACUGACACACCUUCUACAGCUACCACUGAUAUACCUUCUACCGAUGCGAUCGCUCCACCAUAAGCAUGACUAUAAUCUUACCUACCAUGGCCUCCUUGUGCAAUGUAGAAUUCUCCCUCGACGCUUUGGCCCUCUUCACAGUCAAAUCUUUCUCCGUCCCCUGCUCCUUCUCUUUUACCACCUUCUUCAAAUCAGAAUUACUGUAAUGCUGAUUCGCCGAGCACUCAAGUGCUCCUGUUAAGGACCUGACGUGUUUCGCCUCUGUAAAAAAAUUUGUAGUUGCCAUAUGACGGCCGGCAACUCUCAGCAGUUACAAGGUGCUGUCACUACAGUGGCAGGGGGGUUCUGUUCCGCAGGGCCGACUCACUGUCCGGUGCUCAGAACCUCUGAUGAAAAAUAUGUGUACAUGCUCAUUAUACUGAGAACAGUUUUCACCC